Molecule: messenger RNA, 1600 nt
Organism: Cottoperca gobio
Lineage: Eukaryota; Metazoa; Chordata; Actinopteri; Perciformes; Bovichtidae
Gene: rfc4
Product: replication factor C (activator 1) 4
Exons: 11
Coding region: 229-1302 (357 amino acids)
Biological process (GO): DNA repair; DNA-templated DNA replication
Cellular component (GO): nucleus; DNA replication factor C complex
Molecular function (GO): DNA binding; DNA clamp loader activity; ATP binding
Source: RefSeq, a predicted model, not a curated record
CAUCUGAUUGGAAGACACGAACUGUCGUCGACGGAAGUUUUUUCCUCUGCGAGAGCGGGAAGGCGCUGCCGACUAUACCAUUUUACACAUGUCAACAAGAAGGCUACUCAACACUGAGCCAGUUAUCAGAAGCAAUAUCCUUGUUAAGCUUUGGUGCGAAGAAACUCCUAUUGUUGGAUAUUAAGGUCAGAGUUUGUCUGAACAGCGGUUGAUAUAUAAAGAGGAGCCAUGCAGGCUUUUUUGAAAGGAGCGACUACCAGACCUCCGAAAGACAAGGCAGCAGCAGCAGCAGGGCCCAGCACAGAGAAGAAAGCCAAGGCUAUUCCUUGGGUAGAAAAAUACAGGCCAAAGUGUAUUGAUGAGGUGGCCUUUCAGGAGGAGGUGGUAGCAGUGCUGAAGAAGUCCCUGGAAGGGGCAGAUCUUCCCAACUUGCUCUUCUAUGGCCCUCCUGGAACAGGAAAGACCUCCACCAUCUUAGCUGCUGCCAGAGAACUUUAUGGUCCUCACCUGUACAGACAGAGGGUGCUGGAGCUCAAUGCCUCGGAUGAACGAGGCAUCCAGGUUGUCAGAGAGAAGGUCAAGAACUUCGCUCAGCUCACCGUGGCCGGGACUCGCCCAGAUGGGAAGAUGUGUCCUCCUUUUAAGAUCAUCAUCCUGGAUGAGGCGGACUCCAUGACGGCACCGGCUCAGGCUGCUCUCAGGCGGACCAUGGAGAAGGAGUCCCGUACCACCCGCUUCUGCCUCAUCUGUAACUACAUCAGCAGGAUUAUUGAGCCUCUGACCUCCAGAUGUUCCAAGUUUCGUUUCAAACCUCUAGCCAAUCGGAUCCAAGAAGAGCGCCUGCUGGAGAUCUGUGAGAAGGAGGACCUCAAGUACACCAAAGAGAGUAUAGCAGCAUUAGUGAAGGUGUCUGAGGGAGACCUGCGGAAAGCCAUAACCUUCCUCCAGAGUGCUGCGCGGCUCAACGUCGACAAGGAGAUCACAGAGCAUGCUGUCAUUGAAAUAGCCGGGGUCAUUCCUCCCAAGAUGAUUGACAACUUGCUCCAGAUUUGCCUUUCAGGAACCUUUGAGAAACUAGAGGUUGCCGUCAGGAACAUGGUGGAUGAAGGCUACGCAGCCACACAGAUCCUGAGUCAGCUCCAUGAGUCUAUCAUAGAGCAGGACCUGAGUGACAAGCAGAAGUCAGCGAUAACAGAGAAGAUGGCGGUUGUGGCUAAGUGCCUGUCAGACGGUGCAGAUGAGUACCUGCAGAUGUUGAGUCUAUGUUCAGUCAUCAUGCAGCAGGCCUCCCAGAACAACUAAACCUCCACAUAGCCGAGACCAGCAGGACCAACAUGAGACAUCAGCACUUUGCUGUUUGGGACGUCCCCCAGCAGAUCCCAUGUGAUGGUGGUGGUGUGUCCUGUCAGAGACCACAGCUGUCGAGGUGUUUCUCUCUGUAUUUAGUCAUUCUCCCUCCACUCACUUCAAUAAGACACAAUCAUGUGUUUAUUCAUCCAUCAGAUGUUUCUUUAUUCAUUUUCAGAAAUGUAACUACUUGCAAACAUAACUUUGUACACUUUUUUGCAUUUUGGAUAAUAAAGUUAUUUUUAUAUUUUCA